GCGGCGCGGCUGCAUCAGCGCUGACGUGAGGCCGACGUGCGGCUCCGCCCGGCUCGAUCCCCCCCACCCCCUGUGACGGGGGCAGCACGUACGGGGCGGCGGACUGAUGACCAUGGAAAUGGUUGAACAGGAUGACAAUGCAGUGGAUUCUAUUACAGAGAGAAGUGCUGGUCACCUUCCGAAUCAGCCAGGCCAAAGUCAGAUUUCCUCAGGAUCUGAGGUUUCUGUAGCUGCUUCCAGUGCUGGAAGAGGAUCUCCAGCUGUAACUCUAGUGCAGUUGCCUUCUGGUCAAACUGUUCAUGUCCAGGGUGUUAUUCAAGCCACACAGCCCUCAGUCAUUCAGUCACCACAUAUGCAAGCUAUUCAGGUAGCAUCGAUUGCAGAUGAAGCUGCACAUUCAGAAGUGAUAAUUGAUUCUCAAAAACGUAGGGAAAUACUUUCAAGAAGGCCUUCAUACCGAAAAAUUUUGAAUGAGCUCUCUUCAGAUGCUCCUGCAGUAUCGAAGAUUGAAGAAGAAGAGAAGUCAGAAGAUGAAGGAACGCCUUCUGGUAUUUCUGCAAUGGCCAUGCCAACCAGCCUGUAUCAUACUAACACAGGGCAAUACCUUACCAUAUCUCAAGGUGGUACAAUUCAGACUCUGACAAAUUCAGGAGCUCCUCAGCCAGGCGCUACCAUUGUGCAAUAUGCAGCACAGUCAUCUGAUGGCACGCAACAGUUUUUUGUUCCUGGAAGUCAAGUUGUUGUUCAAGCUGCCACUGGAGACAUGCCAGCUUACCAGAUUCGAACUCCUACUACUACCUUGCCUCAGGGAGUGGUUAUGGCAGCCUCACCAGGGACUUUGCAUAGCCCUCAGCAAAUGGCGGAAGAGGCAACACGCAAGAGAGAGCUGAGACUUUUGAAAAAUAGGGAAGCUGCCAGAGAAUGUCGCAGAAAGAAGAAAGAAUAUGUCAAAUGUCUUGAAAAUCGUGUGGCUGUGCUUGAAAACCAAAACAAGACUCUCAUUGAGGAACUCAAGGCCCUCAAAGAUCUUUAUUGUCAUAAAGCAGAAUAACUGUCUUUCAUUUGGACCUCCUUUAUUAUGAACUUUAAUCAAGGCAUGAGAGGAAGCAAUUCUACAGAUUGCCAUAUGAACUUGAGAAAGAGACACAUGAGGCCCUUGUGGAACCCAGUUUUGCUUAGUGUUUUCAGACUGAUUUGGGAGAUAUUCCAAAAUUUGGAAUUCUGUCAUAGUCUCCAUACUCUGCUGAGCUUUCUAAUGGCAUGCAAAUGGCUUUUUUGUUUGCACUUUUUACUUCUGCUUUUUGCAGGGAAGCUGCUAAAGAAUGUCGACGUCGGAAGAAAGAAUACAUAAAAUGUCUGGAGAGUCGUGUUGCAGUGCUAGAAGUUCAGAACAAGAAACUUAUACAGGAGCUUGAAACCCUAAAAGACAUUUGUUCUUCCAAAACAGAUUAGUAAAAAUAUUUAUUAUACUGUGAACUAAGAUAUGUCCAGUUGCUUUAUAAGACAAUACAUAGCCAACAUGACUUAUGGCUUUCUCUUUGUGUCAUUUAUAAUAUAUUCCAACUCCUAACAUUCCUGAAUGCUUUCCUGCUUUUUGUCAGUUCAUAGCUCUAAUUUCAGGUUUUUCAUGCACCAUCCUUCUGUCUCCCAAGGAGCCAAAUGUUAAAAAAUAUAACGAAGUAAAAAAUUUCUAAGAGCUGUUUCUUUGCCAUAUAUUUACGUACUACUUUCUACAUGUUAUUGAGUGUCCUGCACAUUCAAAAUAUUUUGCAAUUGUUUUAGAUGAAUCAUAAAGAUAAUGCAUCCAGUAAUACAAGAAAAUCAAACAACCCAAGGUAUCUCAGGAAAGAGUUUAUAAAAGAAUGUUAUGAUUAUAUGUAUGUACUAGCAUACUAGUCUACAGAUGAUUUUAUGGCAUAUUUUUAUAUUAGUUGCUUUGUGGAAAAAAGUAUUGUAUUGCUGUCACUGAGUGCCAUGGUUAAAGAUAGUUUUUAAUAGAACCAUGUUGUUUAACCUGUGUAGUGUCUGAUUUCCUUUAAAAAUCUGGUUGAGAUGCUUUAAAAUCCAUGUGUAUCUGAAAGAAGACAAAGGGAAAAAAGCACACCUAAGCUCAUGACAUGAUGCUAAGUGUAUUGUAAGUACCUGUAAAAAUCUCUCUGUUAUAUGGCUGCUAUUUACUUAAAUUUUCUGUAAACUGCAGAAUAUUUGAUUCAUUGGAGGUCUGUAUAUCAAAAUUUAAAAGUUCUUCCUGAAUACUUCACAUUACAGAUCCUGUACACCUGUGGAUAGUUGCCUGUAGUGAAGAUUGAUGGUUCAGUUCUUUUCACAAUUUCAGCAAACUACUGAGUGGUGGUUAAGGUGCCCUAAAGAAGGAAGCUUUCCAAUAAAUAGUAACUAUAUACUAAUUCACUGGGUUCUGGAGUAGCCUACAGAUGAGAGCUGAAAAUUUUUAAAAUAAACUCAUGUUUAAACCAGA
Molecule: messenger RNA, 2476 nt
Organism: Pseudopodoces humilis (Tibetan ground-tit)
Lineage: Eukaryota; Metazoa; Chordata; Aves; Passeriformes; Paridae
Gene: CREM
Product: cAMP responsive element modulator
Biological process (GO): regulation of transcription by RNA polymerase II
Cellular component (GO): nucleus; ATF4-CREB1 transcription factor complex
Molecular function (GO): DNA-binding transcription factor activity, RNA polymerase II-specific; protein binding; RNA polymerase II cis-regulatory region sequence-specific DNA binding
Source: RefSeq, a predicted model, not a curated record